GGAUAACUGGUAGAAGAAGGAGUUUGUGGUUGAAGCUAGAGAAAUUAGCCCUAAAUGUACAACUCAACAAUUUGCAGUUUUAUGCUUAGUGCUGAUUAUAUUUUGCAGCCUAGGAUGGUAGUUGUAAGGCAGUCAUCAGUAUCAUGCACAUUGAAGAAUCAAAGUGUGAGAAUCGGACACUGCACGAAGGUACCAAGGAAUGAAAACUUGGAGAAACUGCAACAUGGUUAUUUAUUUCCUGAGAUUGAAAGACACGAGCUUAGGCACUUAAGGAUGUAUCCAAAUGCAAAUGUGAUAGACCUCGGAAUUGGUGAUACCACACAACCCAUACCAACACUUGUAACAUCUAGCAUGGUUGAUUUCGUGCGUGGCCUUUCAACAGUAACAGGUUAUAAAGGAUAUGGACCUGAGCAAGGUGAAAAGGCCUUGAGGAAGGCAAUUACCGUUGCAUUUUACAAAGAUUUUGGAAUAAAACCUUCAGAGGUUUUUGUUUCAGAUGGUGCACAAUGUGAUAUUACACGUCUUCAGCUGCUUAUGGGUCUCAAUCAGAAGAUAGCUGUGCAGGAUCCAUCCUUUCCGGCCUACAUAGACUCGAGUGUCAUUAUUGGUCAAUCUGGCAAGUUUGUGGAUGAAACUGGAAAGUAUAAAAACAUAGAAUACAUGACAUGUGGGCCUCAGAGUGACUUUUUUCCUGAUCUGCCUACCAUUUCAAGGACACAACUUAUUUUCUUUAAUUCUCCAAACAAUCCCACGGGUCAUGCAGCAACAAGGAAGCAAUUAGAGCAGCUUGUGGAUUUUGCCAAAGUGAAUGGAUCAAUCAUUAUUUUUGACUCUGCAUAUUCAGCAUAUAUAACUGAUGAUAGUCCUAAAUCAAUCUAUGAAAUUCCUGGAGCCAGAGAGGUUGCAAUUGAAGUGUCAUCCUUUUCGAAAUUUGCUGGCUUCACAGGUGUACGCCUUGGUUGGACAGUGGUUCCUGAAGAACUCUUAUAUUCAAAUGGCUUCCCUGUUGUGCAUGAUUUCAACCGCAUAAUGUGCACAUGUUUUAAUGGAGCAUCCAACAUUGUUCAAGCUGGUGGACUAGCAUGCCUUUCACUAGAGGGUUUAAGGGCUGUGCGGUCUCUUGUUGACUACUACAUGGAGAAUGCAAGGAUACUGGUUGAUGCUUUGACUUCUCUUGGUCUGACAGUGUACGGUGGUAAAAAUGCACCCUAUGUUUGGGUCCAUUUUCCUGGUUCAAAAUCUUGGAAUGUUUUUGCUGAAAUUCUUGAGAAGACACACAUAAUUACUGUCCCUGGCAGUGGUUUUGGUCCAGGUGGUGAAGAGUAUAUAAGAAUUAGUGCUUUCGGUCAGAGAGAUUCCGUCAUUGAAGCCUCACAGAGACUCAAAUACCUUCUCUAUCUCCAGGAAAACUAAUGCUAUAGUUCUAUCAGUUUUAUGAAUCUAUGCAUUAAAUUAAUAAAGCAAAAUGUCAAAACUGAGUGUUAACUACUUCUAGUUAUAAGAGGAUUCCCGUAAGAACUACACUUAUAAUAUAAUUAUUACAUCUUUGUAGUUAUAUAAAUAUAUGAUAAUGUUAUUUAAUAACAAAUAUGUCAUUAG
Molecule: messenger RNA, 1599 nt
Organism: Cajanus cajan (pigeon pea)
Lineage: Eukaryota; Viridiplantae; Streptophyta; Magnoliopsida; Fabales; Fabaceae
Product: aminotransferase ALD1, chloroplastic
Biological process (GO): biosynthetic process
Molecular function (GO): pyridoxal phosphate binding; transaminase activity
Source: RefSeq, a predicted model, not a curated record